Messenger RNA from Prorocentrum cordatum, 162 nucleotides. NCBI's taxonomy places the organism in Eukaryota, Dinophyceae, Prorocentrales, Prorocentraceae. The record is from the annotation of a GenBank genome assembly.
GAGAAGCCCUCGGAAGACUUCAUGGUUCUGCCCCAGGGGAUCAAGAAGUGGAUGAAGCAGAUCGAGCUGCUGGAGUGGGUGCCGGCGUCGCGCCUGGUCCCCGAAGCGGACUUCGAGACGACCAACCUGCUCGAGAACAUCCUCAAGGUCGACCAGUUCAAG